UCACUUCCGGCUGAAUUUACCACUCCUGUCAAAAUAAUCUUAUUUAAAUUAUAUAAUUUAUCCCGAAGAUCAAUCUUAUGCGUCAUGAUCGGGUGACUGCUUGUGUAAACUUUUUGCAUUAAGUUAGCGUGUAUUAAUUUUGAACACAAAAGACUUGUUGUUUAUUUUUGUGUGUGUAUAUACAGGAAUAGUUUGAGCGCUUGUGUUGAUACUCAUUUUCUUCUGUGUUUACUGAACGUAGGAAAAUUGUUCAUACGUAGUAAACCCUACGUCUAGUAGUAACUGAGUGACAGGAUUUGGUGAAAAAUUCAAAAAUUACUUUGUUGAUUUUUUUGAAAAAAGUGACAGUUAAAUUAUAAGGAAUGUGAGUUGGUUAGAUUUGAAACUUGAUAAUAGUGACAAAAUUUAAAAAAGUGACUAUUUAGGAAGAAAGAGAAACGAAAUAGAGAUAAACGGAUAGGAAGAGAACACGUUAAACGCAGUGAACGCGGGGACGAACGGAGUUGAAGGAACCAGAGAAGGACGAAAAAGAAGGAAGGAGUGGUAGAAGAAGAGAAAGAAGAAAAUACGAGAAGAUAAUAAGCCUGUAAAGGGUUAGGAGGACGGAAUUGUAAGCAAGUAACCCUUCAUCAUCAUGGCGUUACCUGUGAACGUGUCGGGACUACGGCGCAACAUCAAGAACAUCGCACACAACUACACAGAUGCACAGGUGAAAGUGCGGGAGGCGACCAGUAAUGACCCGUGGGGCCCAUCCUCUACCAUCAUGUCAGAGAUCGCAGAUCUGACGUACAAUGUGGUGGCGUUCUCAGAGAUCAUGCAGAUGGUCUGGAAGAGACUCAACGAUCAUGGCAAGAACUGGCGGCAUGUUUACAAAGCCCUCGUGCUGCUGGAAUAUCUCAUCAAGACCGGCAGUGAGAAGGUGGCAGAACAAAGUCGCGAGAACAUCCACUCUAUUUCCACUCUGAAGGAUUUCCAGUACAUCGAGGAGGGCAAGGACCAGGGCAUCAACGUCAGGGAGAAGGCUAAGGCUAUGGUCGCCUUACUCAAGGACGACGAGCGGCUGCGCAACGAGCGCGUGCGCGCACUGAAGGCCAAGGAGCGUUUCGCGCAGAGCGUCUCAGGCAUCGCCGGCGACCCCGAUAUAAAUUCCCCUACAAGUCCUACAUAUCCUGGAACGUUUGUGACGAGUGCGUCCCGAGCAGAGCGAGAUGCUUAUGGCAUUAGAGGUCUUGGGUCGCCGCUGUCGCCACCCUCUGCAGCCAGGGACCCCUGGGGGCUGUCGCCCCCCGCUGUAGACACGGGCGACUACGCCAGCAUCAUGUACGGCACAAAAGAAAAUGUUUACGAAGGAAUACCGGGUGAAGGUAAAAUCGACUUCGCCACGCGUUCCCUCCCUUCUAUACCUACCGAAAACAUCACCAGCAGCUACAACAACUCUGCUCUUCAGCAAUACGCAAAUCAAGAGCCCAUAUACGCAGCCAUCUUGAAAAAACCGCAGGCAAACCAGGCGGAUUCGUCAGUGCGUUCGAAAAUCCAGGUUGGGGAUCCAGUUUAUUCCAACACCUCUGGAUACGAUGCCGUGGAUGCGUGGUUAGAGCAAGACGCUAAAAUUGGAUCUUCUUCCAAUGCUGAGACCAACAAGCCGGCGUCCAUUAUCGCGAUGUACGAAAAUAUUGAACAGCCUGAAGCACAUUACGAAAACAACGAGGAAGCUUUACGGACUUUGCAACCUGUAGACCCCUGGGGGGUGCCUGCGCCCAAGCUGCAGACCAUCAGCCCUCCUCCCUUAUCUCCACCCAAGGUAGACCGGGUCUUGUAUGGCCAGGGAGCCAGUGACCCAUGGGGUCCAGUAAUCCCUCCUGUGGACCCCUGGGGGGUUGUACGCUCCCCAACCCCACCACCGGACCCCUUCGCCCCCCUGCCCCCCCAACCCUCACAUGCUGAUGACUUCUCGCUGCUCACCAACAGGGAUAAACCUGCUACAGGCACGACCCCCGCGGGCACGUCGCCCCCCACCCGCCGGUCCCCCGCAGGCUUCCUGGGGGAGAACAGCGGCCUCGUCAACCUCGACAACCUUGUUGCCAGCAAGCCUGUCAACCCUAUAGCCAACUCCAGCGCUCUGUCCACCUCGUUUCCUAACCUGAGCUUCACAGGCGUUGCUAACUCCACACUCGCACCAACACCUAACGUUCUCUUCUCUUCCACCAACGCCAUCAACGUAAACACCAACAAUAAUCCUUUCACCGCCCUUUCCACCGGCACCAACGCUUCUUUCAACGCCCUUUCCACCGGCACAAACACUUCUUUCAACGCUCUUUCCACCUGCACCACCACCCCUCUCACCACCAUUCCUACCAGCACUUCAACACCAUACUUCAAAACAGACAAUUCCAACAUCAUGGACGCAUUCAACACCAACGUCAACAACAACGACAUUUUGGCUACAGCUUCCCCCAUCCCUCCCCUAUCCCAAGACUUUUUUUCAGGCGCUAAUCCCUUCAGUGGGAGCGUGAUGGGAGGGGGGGCGGUAGGGGUUGUCCCUAACCCCUUUCAGGCCGCCCAGUCCCCCAAGCCUUCAAUUAACGAGCUAAGGGCAUCAGCAGUGGGGGGUUUCAACGACCCCUGGGGGGCACCACCCCAUAACAACGGCUUUGCCGCCCUCUCCACCAAGGGCAAUGACCCUUUCUAGCCUUCUAAAACAAGAGCAAAACCUCCUCUAGCCCUCUAAACCAAGGGCAACAACCUCUUCUAGCCCUCUAAACUAAGGGCAACAACCUCCUCUAGCCCUCUAAACUAAGGGCAACGACCGCCUCUAGCCCUGUACACCUGGACUAGUUCAAAGCUCGGAUAAUAUCAUUGAAGGCUUUACUUACCAGCGGAGGGAUCUAAAAGUCCAUGAAUAUUGUAUGUGGAUUUGCUUUGUUAUAAAGAUGACUCAAGUGCAUACUUGGUAGAUGUGACUAUGUCCUAUGUUCCAAAAAACGGCUCGGCUAGAAACGGUUGGACCGGGGGUAUUAUUGGCCGGCCGUCCCGUGAAAUUCGACCAUAAUGGUUUGGGUUUCAUAUGUUAACUUAGAAAAAAACGGCGACAUGUUUUUUUCGACGCUUCGACCACCCACUAAAACGCCCGUCAUAUCGUUUUUUUCGUUUUUGAAAUAGCGGUAGAGAUGCGCCAGUAAUGUAUUCGGCAGCGUUUCGUGAAAAUGUUUGGUUGAAAAUGAAAAAGAUGUAUCAGGAGUUUUUUUUGUCGACUGGUUGAAAAUAAUCUUGUCAUGUAUUAUUCUUUUCAAUUACCCAACUUAUUUAUAUAUGGUAUCGAGACAGAAAAAAAUAAUAUUUAAUGCAGUUAAAGAGUAUGAAGUUUUUAUACUGACGACUUUGACUAUCAAGUUUUAAUUAUUAAAUUUGCAGUCCAAAUUUUUUUUUGAAAUGUCUUAUUUUGUUAUGUGUUUAUAAGAAAUAACAUUUUUGAUUAACAGGUGAAGUUUUGUUUCUCCGAUUACCUACCUAUACAAAAACCUGUGUUGCAUGUAUACUGUACUUUGUAUACUGCACUAACAUAAAUACAAGUACUGUAUGGUGAUGUAGUCUAUUAAUGGUGACGGAAAUCCCCUCAUUCAUCGUGAUCGUUGAUGCAGAUAUAAUGAGGAUUAACCAUGAUUAUGAAAAAUGUUUAAAGUAUCAACUCGAGUUCAUCCAGAAGCUGCUUCUAUGGUCUUCUUUGUAUACCGUCAGCCUUGCAGUUCAGUUUCCGUCGAGUGAUUGAUUUUGAAAAGUAAAUUGGCCCUUAAUUUGGGAAGUAGUGAUUGGUUUUGAAAAGAAAAUGGGCCCUUAUUUUGAAAGUAAAAUAUGCCCUCAUCUAUAACAUUUUGACGUGGUUUUGAAAAUAAUUAGAAACCAAAAUGUUGAGAGAGAACACGAGAUGUGGCUAGUUGUACUUGCAGUGUCGUAUUUCAGGAACGAACGAAAUAUAUUACGCGCCGCCUGUUGGGAGCGUCGAUGUACAUUUAGAAAGCGGCAAAUGGGAUUUGUAUAUGCCAGUACCCACCGAAAUAAAAAAUAUCCUGAGUAAAACUAAGUCAAUCAUUAUUUACAGUUCUUGGCUUCUGUUACGGAAUAUUUUUUCACUAGAAAAUAGUUUUUUUUAAUUAACCACAUUGUUGCACUCAUAAUGCCUAACAUAUCUUAUUUGGUUAAUGUCUUCAAACAUCUUUACUAAGUAAAUCAUCUUCCAAGACUAAAUCUAACCAUGAAAUAUUGAUGUAUCAAAAAUUCAUGCUGCACUGACGUCGUUUUUUCCAAUUCCAACUAAAAGCAAGAAAUAGAAUUCGAGUUUCUUCCGCAAAGUAAAAUUUUAUACAGCGAAAUUUCAACAGGUAAAGGCCUAUACAAAACGUACAUUUGUUCGCAACGUCGCUGUUGUAUCUGCCCAGCUAGCUUUUGAUACAUUAAAGUAAGUUGCAUAUUUACUCUUAACUUGUACAGAUUACCUUGUAAUUAGUGGCUAGCUACUUGCAUUUCUAAGCGUUUGACUUUGACAUACUUAAUAUUAGUAGCAAUGCAUGCUAUUCGUACGGACGUUGCUUCUGAUCAUAUUCGCUCUUUUUUUUCAUUUUGUAGUUUGUUUAAAUUUAAUUGAUGGGUUGAAACUUAUUUUUAUGUCCGACAUUUCUAGGUUGAGGGCCUGAAUAUAACUUGAAACUUUAUAUUAAUUGAGUGACGUUAAGUUCUGGGUUUAGAUUUUCUUCUAAGUUUCUAAGUUUGUUCUGUAACGCGUUUUGACUAAUUCUAACUUUAUAGCGGGUUCUAUAGAUUUGAAAUAGGACGUUUUUUUCAAACUUGAACCUUGGAUUUAUUGUUUGGGUUAUGUUCUACUGUAGAAACUGAUGUGUCUCUAUUUCAAGCAGCAUUCUUCUUUGCUUAUUUUUACUUCUAAUUGAACCGUCAGGUAAAUAACCGUAAUAAAACAAACUGUAAAAACCUCAAAUGUCUUCAUCUUCUGUGUUCUUUCUGUAGCUGUCUUUUAUGUAUUUUUCUUCGUUAAUCAGGUACGCGAUUUUUGAAAGCUUAUACGAAUUAUUUCGAGCUUACGAUGAUUAUGUCGAGCUAACUGCCGGUUGCUCAAGCAAGUCAAGUUUUUUGAAAUAAUUCAAAUUAUGUAAGAACUCAUUCGCUUUUCUAUUACACUAAUUCCCAUUAUAUAUGUCAGAAAACUAUUAUGUUUUAUUUACUUUGCUUUAUUCGUCCGCAUCGUGCAACCUUCAACUAUUGCUAAUUGCACCUAUGACUACUUAUUUUUAAAAUGAUCCAUAAUGGAUAUUAUGAAUAAUUUAUUAAAUAAUCAGUAUGACUGCAGUGCAUCAUCGCUUUGUUCUAUCGCUCGUGCAUUUCCCUGCUGACUUAAAAAACUCAUGUGCAAAAAAAUUUCAUAUGUACGAUUUUGUACGUAAAUUUCAUCACAUUUGUGGCUUGUAGCGUAACUCAGUUCACAAAUUUCUGAAUGGAUGCUCACGGCAAAUUCAUCCGGGCAGAAGCAAAAAUAUUUAUACAUUUUGAUUUUAUAUUGGAUAAAUGGACAAAAUUGCCGUAUAAAUUGAAAACUUCCGUUUAUUUAUAAGUUAUGCGGAUAUUAAUCACUGAAUAAAUACAUGAAUAUUUUGAGUAAAAGCGGCGUAAGAAAGCCUGUGUUCAUUAUUAGCGUUGUGUGUUCAGUAAUCUCAUCGUCCUUUCACAUACACUUCAUUAUUCGCCAUGCUAUGUCAUACCUUCUACUUCAGCGCAGUGUACGUCAUUUUCUUCUUGUCGGCAAGUUAACAGUAAAGAAAUUGUCUUAGAGAAAUGUAUGUUGAUUACACAUACGCGUAUACUAUUACGAUGAUCGUAAAUUCGUCUUCGUAUAUUUUCGCAUGACGCCUAAGUUUCACCAAAAAAUUUGCAAUCAAACAAGUUUCUUGCAGUCGCGUUUUUGAAAUUCGCUAUCAAACUCUUGGUUUGCAUGAGAAAUAAUCAUAUCUUGUACUUUAAAUUCUACGUUCUGUGCUCGCCUACAACGCACAUCUUGCGUAAAUUGUUGGCAUUCAAGGAGAAUUUAUUUCAAAUGUAUCACAAGAAAGUUUUUGACUAUUAUUUGUUAUCAUGAAGAAGAGUUUUAUCUUCUGGCAGCUUUGGUGCUCCCGAUACUCAGGAUACCUUACUUCCUCGCUUCUUUCAUAUUUUCUUUAUAAUUCUUUAUUUCCUUCGUUUCAUCUUCAUUUAUUAUCUUUACCAUUUUUAUAUCUCCGUCAAUGCUUUCCAUUGAUCCUCAUACUGCAAAUGACGUCUAAACAAUGUUGAUUACGACUUGAUUUCGUUACAACGAUGUUGAUUUAGAGUUAAUUUCGUUGAAACAACGUUGAUCACAAGUAUAAGUUGUCCAAGUAACGUUUAAAACACGUUAUUUCAACAUCAGAUGCCGGGUGUGAAUUCUUACAGCAUUUUCCGGCGUAGGUUUGAUAUGUAGCCUCCCUCCAGCUUCCUUCCUAGAUCAGCACGUUGAAACUUGAGUUUCCUAAACUUGUAAUUUUUUAAAUCCAUAUUUUCUCUAAAAUGAUGCGAUUGUCAAUCAUAUUUAUUCAAUUUUAAGUGCAUCGCUACUUAGAUAUGUCCGAAUUUUCUGUGUUUCUUGAUUUAAAAUGAGUUCUCUCUACACCACAUGUGAAGCAAAUGCCUCUAUGCUAUCUUCUCUAACUUCUAUCGAACGCGUUGGACUCGUAUUUAUUGUUUAUUUGUAUUUUAGAAUAUCAAUGCCUAUUUCAUCCCUUGAUUGCGAACUUUUUUACGACAAGAUUCAUCCCUGUGCCCGUGAAUAAUAUCUUUAUUCAAGCUAUACUAAAAUUAUGUAUGUUAUAAAUCAUUUACUUUGCUUUGUUUUACCUAAUUUUAUUUACGGCCUAGGAAGGAAACUGCGUCAACCAUAUUAGCAAAAGAACGUUACUUUCAACGCUAAAUAUGAUCGUAAAGUGUCACUUUCCCUGUAAUCUUCGCUUAUUUAUAUUCAUUUUAACUUAUCGUAAAUUAGUUAUUAUUUAAACGCAAUAUCUAUGCGACUUUCAUGUUAGAAUAACUGUACAGCAAAUUGCAUGUUUUUUACCUCAAAAAAUUUGCCUGAAACUGCCUAGCAUUAAUGGGUAUCAUGAGACCAAUUUCUCGAUUUUGGUCAAAUUAGAAUAUAUUUUCCUUCUAUAAAGCCUAAAAAAUGAUCGCACUGAAUCAAUGUUAUGUUGAUUGAUUUGCAUCGUUCGUUUGCCGCAGUUUAAUUACGAGUAUUUCUUUACCUUCGCCGCCUGUGUUGUUCAUUUUGCUGUUGGAUGUAAUUUAUACUUUAUUUUAACGAUAGUUUAUUUUUUGUGCACCCUAAGCGUUCGAGUAUGGCAACAUCACGUGCAAAAAUUUAUGGUUUACUGUAUUACAUGAAUAUAAAGGAAUCGGUUCUAAAUGCUUUCAUUCUAUAAAUAAUGAUUUUUCCCACCAUUGUGCUUCAGAUUUAAUGACAUGUGCCGUGUUUGUUUCUAAAGUUUUCCUGAAGUUGAGUGCAAAAUCACCAAUGUUCUAAUAAUUAUUUAACUGACAAGUUAUUAAAUUCUUGCAUCAAAUUAUACCGUGAAAACCUGUUGUUGAUACGGCGAAGAUUCGAUCUAGUUUUUUUUCUAUGUCGACACGUUUGUUGCUUUAUCCAUAAUGAUAUUCCUACCUAAAUUAUUGAUCAAUCUUCAACCGGCCAUGUAGACAACUGCAAUUCCAGGUCUUUGUUAUUUCUAUCUAUAUUAUGAAAACGAACGAAUCAUAUUUCUUGUACUUCAUUGCAAACCAACUUCAUAAUCUUGCGCUUUAGGGGCUAAGAAAUGCUAAUAUAUUUUUUGUAGAGCUCCCAACACUUGUAUUUUUAUGAGCAAUAAAUUAUACCUACAUCUC
Molecule: messenger RNA, 7950 nt
Organism: Hyalella azteca
Lineage: Eukaryota; Metazoa; Arthropoda; Malacostraca; Amphipoda; Hyalellidae
Product: epsin-2
Exons: 12
Coding region: 635-2689 (684 amino acids)
Biological process (GO): endocytosis
Cellular component (GO): plasma membrane; endosome; clathrin vesicle coat
Molecular function (GO): phospholipid binding; clathrin binding
Source: RefSeq, a predicted model, not a curated record